UUGGAUGACCUAAUGGAUCAAGAUGAAUGCACCCGUCUUUCCGAACCAGAAUUGAAAAAAAUGAAUUUCAAGUCUUUCGAGAAACUCACAAAAAUAGGAAGAGAUGCUUUGCAGCUUUAUUUUGACAGAAUAUUUCCACCUGUUGACCUUGUCACAACAAUUACUACAAACAAGGACAAUCUACAACGUGGACAAUAUAAAAUGAGUCAAGAUCAAUGUACUCUGCUUUUUCCAGCUGAUAAAUCGAUUCCCACUUCCUCCACAUUUGAUGUAACCAUAAUGUACAAGUUGUUGAGGAACUAUGGUCCAAACCUCCUUGCACCUACCAACGGCUGGGGGAAGAAACCUGAAAUAGAACAGAAGCUUCCCACUGAUGACGUAGAAAGGAUACGAAUAUACAGGAAUGAAGUGGAACAUAAAACUCAGACAAUAAACGUCAUGGAGAUGGACGACUUUGACCUGAAAUGGAGAGACCUUUCUCAGGCAAUACUAAGACUUAGUAAUGGAUCUUUAAAACAAGACAUCAUGUCCCUCAGACGACAGAGAUAAAAUAGUAUUUGUGACGUCCAUGGAGUACAUUAAACAUCGUCUCAAAAUCGGAUGAAAAAGAACUAGUCAGCAGAUCUGACUCUGAAGUAAUUGUGAUUCCUUUUAGGACUAUAUAGUAAAUACGAUCAAAAUAUUACAAAUAUAUUGAAAAACACAUUACAACACUGUCUUCAUAUUUUAACU
Molecule: messenger RNA, 732 nt
Organism: Saccostrea cuccullata (small rock oyster)
Lineage: Eukaryota; Metazoa; Mollusca; Bivalvia; Ostreida; Ostreidae
Exons: 3
Coding region: 13-549 (178 amino acids)
Source: RefSeq, a predicted model, not a curated record